UCAUUUGUUUAGAAUCGUUAAUUAACGUAUAAUUUAAUUAAUUAAUUAAUUUAUUUUUGAAAUUAAACAGUAUACUUGUGAGUGAGUGUAAUUUUGUUAAAUAAUCUUGUUUGAUUUAUUAAGCAGACCACAGAAAGAAAAAGUGCAGAGAAUUAUAAUUUAUAAAGCAGUGCAGUGCAGCUGACAGUCGGCAUUCGGAAAUUGAAAAUCAAAGAUCAUCUGUACCCUCAAUGGAGUAUCGGAAAAUCAAAGAUCAUCAUCAGGAUAAAGAUGUGGAUCCAAUUGGUGAUGAUGAUAUAGAGAACCUACGUGGGAAAGCUCUUUCAGGCGUUCCUGCUACUAAUUUGGCCACUUUGGGAGGCAGCUUUAGUGAACGAUCUAAAUGGAAGCUCAAGUCAGUUGUUACACUUGCAUUGACUCUUCUUACAAGUUCACAGGCGAUCCUUAUUGUCUGGUCCAAGAGAGCUGGAAAGUAUGAGUACAGUGUUACAACUGCAAAUUUCUCGGUAGAGGCUUUGAAAUGUGCAUUAUCACUUGCAGCCUUGGUAAGAAUAUGGAGAAAUGAAGGUGUUACUGAUGAUAACAGGUUGAGUACAACAUUGGAUGAAGUUAGUGUUUACCCGAUACCUGCAGCACUUUAUCUUGUAAAAAAUUUGCUUCAGUAUUACAUUUUUGCUUAUGUUGAUGCUCCGGGGUAUCAAAUAUUGAAGAACCUGAAUAUUAUCAGUACUGGUGUUUUAUACCGAAUCAUUCUUAAGAAGAAGUUAAGCGAGAUUCAAUGGGCUGCUUUCAUUCUAUUAUGUGCAGGGUGCACCACAGCACAACUUAAUUCUUCUUCUGAUAGAGUCCUUCAAACUCCUUUUCAAGGUUGGGUGAUGGCCAUUGUUAUGGCACUUCUAAGUGGUUUUGCAGGAGUUUACACAGAGGCUAUAAUUAAAAAACGCCCUUCGAGGAACAUAAAUGUGCAGAACUUUUGGUUAUACGUCUUUGGAAUGUGCUUCAAUGCUAUUGCAAUACUGAUUCAAGAUUUUGAUGCUGUCAUGAACAAGGGGUUCUUCUAUGGAUACUCAUUAAUUACAACUCUCAUGAUUCUUAAUCAUGCACUGAGUGGCAUUGCUGUCUCUAUGGUCAUGAAGUAUGCUGACAAUAUUGUGAAGGUGUAUUCUACUUCAGUGGCGAUGCUGUUGACAGCAGUUGUUUCUGUGUUUCUAUUUGGGUUUCAUCUCUCCCUCCCCUUUUUCCUUGGCUCUACCGUUGUGUCUGUCUCGGUAUAUUUACACUCCAUUGGGAAGCUGCAAAGAUAGUGAGGACCUGCUUUCUUCCAACCUGCUUUCUUCCAACCAAAUUGCGCUGUCAAUGUAGAGGCUAAUAUUCAGCAAAACUUUUUUUGUUUUUGAUUUGUUUUUGGACUGAUUCUCUUGAAUUUCUAGUUCAAAUCUUGGUUUAGAUAGGCAUGUGAUGAAGAUAUUUUUUUAAUGUAAUAUCUUUGACAUUCUAGAAAACAAUUUUUUGCAGUGUUGACAGUUGAACAUUGAAGGUUAAUACAAUGGUUAUAUAUAUAUAUAUAUAUAUAUUUUCCU
This is a messenger RNA of Camellia sinensis, 1580 nucleotides long. Its product is annotated as CMP-sialic acid transporter 2. Gene Ontology annotation, molecular function: pyrimidine nucleotide-sugar transmembrane transporter activity. NCBI's taxonomy places the organism in Eukaryota, Viridiplantae, Streptophyta, Magnoliopsida, Ericales, Theaceae. Gene Ontology annotation, cellular component: Golgi membrane. The record is from RefSeq and is a predicted model, not a curated record. Gene Ontology annotation, biological process: pyrimidine nucleotide-sugar transmembrane transport.